Acanthopagrus latus (yellowfin seabream) is the source of this 6227-nucleotide messenger RNA. It is a transcript of the gene rapgef5a, whose product is annotated as Rap guanine nucleotide exchange factor (GEF) 5a. Gene Ontology annotation, cellular component: plasma membrane. Gene Ontology annotation, molecular function: guanyl-nucleotide exchange factor activity. Gene Ontology annotation, biological process: Ras protein signal transduction; positive regulation of GTPase activity. The coding region runs from base 339 to 3026 and encodes 895 amino acids. The record is from RefSeq and is a predicted model, not a curated record. Lineage: Eukaryota; Metazoa; Chordata; Actinopteri; Spariformes; Sparidae. The transcript has 26 exons.
UUGUCAGAGCGGCGACAGAGUGAAAGGUGGAAGUGAUGCAACGUUUCUGUGCACCUGUGACCCCCUCCCCCCUCCCCCUGCCUGCCUACACGCACAUCCACGCACCAACCUGGUAGUCCCGAGGAGCGGGACGCGCGAGCCGUUGGGUGGAGCAGCAGCGUCGCGUGCUGCGGAACACACUCAGUAGGUCGAGUGGGCGCGCGCGGUUCGGUUGCAGAUGCAGGUCGCGGAGUGUGAGCGCGAGGCGGGGGGAAAUGGCGAACGGGCGCGGGCGGCGCUGCGCCUCGUGAGGAUACAGUAGAACCCGGAGCGGCGGCAGCGGGACGGAGCACCGAACCAUGGAGGACUCCGAGCCCGCAGAGGACGGCUUGCUCGCCGGCUUGCGGUGGAACCGGAGCGCACGGGACCAGGCUCAGCUCAAACACAAAAUCCGGGAUCUGCCGGGGUUACUGAAGCACGGGCUGCACCUGCGGAAGAAGAGCCAAUCACCUGAUACUAUCCCCGGACCAAGCACUGGACCUGCAGUACACAAGUCUUGUUCCCAGAGUUUUCCGUGUGCCGGUCGGAGCGUGAGGAACGCCUUCCUCUCUCAUGGACCAUACCCGGCUAAAGACAAGAUACACCUGGCCAGAAUCAUACGGCGUAGUUAUGUGGGUGUGGAGCUGGUGCAGUGGCUGUGUGAGCAGUGCGUGUACGUGCGCUGUCGGACGACUGCUGUGCGUGUCUGGCAGGUGCUGCUGGAGCUGGGAGUCCUGCUGUCUGUGGACCAGCGGGUGGUGUUUUCAGACUCCAACUCCUACUACCAGUUCAGCUUUGAGGAGUGUGACUCCGCCUCCUGUGAGUUUCGCUCCAAUGAGGGGGAGUGGCCAGAGGCAGUUAGGCUCCUCCUACAACUCGCCCCGUAUGUUCAGUUUCGCUCUGGAGGCGGGACCACCAGCCCGGCAGAGGAGGACUCUGAAGGCAACAGGGACAUCUGCAGUGAGAUUCUCCAGAUGAAAGCUCUUGAGAGGCUCACAUCCACGGUGCAAAGUGAGCUGGCGGCUGCUCUCGCCCGAAAGACUCGCAAAGCUUUAUCAGAGCAGGACUCUGAGACGACAGAGACGAGCCACCAGGAGCCUCGAAUGCCCAGCGAGGAGAACAGCCCGCUGGGCGGGGUGUGUGCCCUGCGGGGCGGCGGCGGUGGCGUUGGCAGCAGCAGCGUCGGAGGGAUGGGGACGUGCGGUCGCGAGGAGCUGACCAGCCGGCUGGGACUGGAGGCCGUUCAGCGUCUGGCCAAGGAUGGCUGCCGACUGCUGCAGAACCACAACUACCGGCUGCCUGACAGGAACCAGACGGAGGCCGUGGGGAGAGUUUGUCUGAAGGAGAGAGGACGGGACGUUCUGGUGUUGCGGAGAGUGACAUCAUCAGUGACAUCGCCAUCUGAGAGGCCCUCCCCCACAUCGUCGGGGGGCGGGUCCAGAGAGGAGGACUGUGACAAGAGGUAUGUGGUGGUGUCCGGGACGCCACUCAAGAUCCUGGAGCACCUGCUAAGUGACCUGCGGUUGGACGACCAAAGAGGGGCGCCAGAGAGCCGGGAGAGUGAAAUGCUGCUGGAUGACUUCCUGUUGACCUACCUGGUGUUCAUGUCCACAAGUGACCUCUGUCAGGCUCUGCUGGGACAUUAUAGCAGCGCUCGCUGCAGGGGCCAGGAGGAGGGCAAAGACGCCCUCUUCAGGAAGCGUAAGGUACUGCAGCUGGUGUCCCAUUGGAGCAGACUCUACAAGGACUUCCUGAAGGAAGAGGAGCACGUCAGGAGCUUCAUGAAGACCCUCUACAGGUGUGUUUUAGAAGAUCUGUAUGAGUUCCCCACGCUGGAGAAAGACCUGAAGGAGUUCCAGAAACUCCUUCGUCGCAGACACACUGUGGAUGACUGCCCUCCAAACCAAAAGAGCAAACCAGUGCAUCAGCAGCUGAGUCUGAAGGAAAACUCUCUGCAGCUCAGAAGUCCAGCAACUGAGACGAGAGACGUUAUUUGUUGUGUAUACGUGAGCGCUGAUUCCUACCUGAGCGUCCACACGCACCCCUCAAUGGAGGCCCAUGAGCUGCUGAGGAUCGUGGGUCAGAAGAUGGACCGAGCAGAAGACGACACUGUGCUCGCUGUGGUGUCACAAACUGGAGAGCGGAGGGUGCUGCAGCCCAGUGACUGUGUGUACUCAGAGUCUCUGACCCCGCAGGGAAAGCUCAUGGCCUGUCGCAGGGAUCUUACUGAGAUCUUGCCUCCUCUAACAGACAGUGCUGAGCUUAGCAGGAGGCCAGUGCGGCUCCUGGGUAUCAACACCUGGGACGUGGCAGCUGCUCUCACACACCUGGACUGGAGCCUCUUCAAAUCCAUCCAUGAGCAGGAGCUGGUGUACUACACCCUCAGCCGGGCUCCUGGCACCGGCCACACGGCGGCGCUCUCAGUUCUGCUCCAGCGCUGCAACGAGGUCCAGCAGUGGGUCAUGUCCGAGGUUCUGAUGUGUGUAUCGCUCAACAAGAGAGUGCAGCUGCUCAAGAAGUUCAUCAAGAUCGCUGCUCAUUGUAAAGCCCAAAGAAAUCUGAACUCUGCAUUUGCCAUCAUCAUGGGUCUGAACACAGCAGCUGUCAGCCGCCUCAACCAAACCUGGGAGAAAUGUCCGGGGAAGUUCAAGAAGCUUUUCUCAGAGUUGGAGCUCAUCACGGAUCCAUCUUUGAACCACAAAGCUUAUAGGGAAGCCUUCAAGAGGAUGAAACCUCCCAAGAUCCCUUUCAUGCCUCUUCUCCUGAAAGAUAUCACCUUCAUCCAUGAAGGAAAUAAGACCUUCCAUGACAACCUGGUCAACUUCGAGAAGCUGCACAUGAUCGCAGACACCGUGAGAAUGAUUCGCCACUGCCAAAGCGACCAGCCAGGCAACGAGGUGAUCGGGGUGGACAGUGCGGAGGUGAGGGCGAGCGUUCACUACCUGCACAUCAUCGACAAUCAGCAGACGCUCUUUGAACUGUCACACAAACUGGAGCCCCGCGCUUAAACACACACACACACGUACCCUCAUAGACACAACCUCAACCAGUACGUGCGAUGCUUUGUGCAGAGACACGUCACACACUCACACAUCCACUGCAACAACAUCACAGUACCAGCAGAGGUGCCAGGUGGACUCAAAGGUGCCAUGGGUUCUGAUGAAAAGGAGUCCGUGCACACUCUGAACUGUCCAUAGAAAGAGAGUCUGCACAUGAACAUUUGCCAAAUGGAGAAGGCUGUAAUUAGUUUGUACAGUAUCUACUGGACUGAAUGUGCCCUUGUUUUUGUUCCUGUGAUGAGCUUUUGGUAAUUUAUGAGCCUGUUCUCCAGGUGGAAUGUUCCUUUUUUAAAUUUUUGUCAAAGUGUGGUCGCCCGCCUCAGAGGUCAACAAGGACUUGAUAGCCUCUCAUCAUUUCAGUUGUAAAUACAAACGUUCUGUGGAGGAGUUGGAUCUGUCGACCCGCUCGGUGGGUCAGGACUCACACACCUGCCUGUGACGAUCCCAGAUACACGCCAUCGUUGUUUAGGUGUUAGUGUGGAGCCUUUUUUGGUUAUUAUGUGAUAGCUAAUGCAGUACGAGGUAGAAACAUAUCUGCACCUCGCUCACAGCGUGUUGUGUGUGUCAGGCUGACUGACUGACGCUUCAGAUCACUAAAGCUCUCCUGAACGUGUCGAGUCCAAACACACGGUUACUGGUUCUGCUUCACAUUUCAGAGUCCGGUUGACUUUUAGCCAAACACUCCUCAUGCACUCUUCUCUAUGAUGUCUUUGUGUGUAUAGAUAAUGCUGAUUUUACAUUGUAUAUUAUAUGGACCUAUACAUUUUCAGUGCCAAACGUCACAUGGAGUUCUGCAGCACAGACGCACUACAGAGGCCGAGGUUUGUUUAGGAUUCAGUGUCUUUUAGAUUCCCUUGAAUUAGUCCUGGAGAGUCCUGGAGAGAUGCUUGCUGACAUAAUGAUGACUGGUUUCAAGGUGCAUGAUGGUAUCCAACACAAGCUGGGUCGCUAUGGAAACACAGCUCCAUCAUAGAGCUGUUUUUCUUUCUUUUUUAUCCUUGAGUUAUAUGAACAGAGCACGUCAGAGCUUUGUUAAGAAAUAGUUUUAUUCAACAAAGUCAUGUUCAUUCAUUAUGACAUGGAUGAUUCGUUCUCACUGACUGAACAGAUUAUUCAACAGUUCUAGGUAAACUGAGAAAUGAACACAGGUGUGGACAGAAUAGAAGCAGAAGCUUCCUCUGUGAUGCCAAGACUCUGGUUGUCCCUCUAACAUUGGUUCUCAUUAUUGUGGCUUUCUAACUACUGAGAGAAUGAUCCUUUGAACCAAAUAAAUCCUCAAAUUCUGACAUCUUCCUAUGAAAAACACCUAUUUGCUAUUCAAAUCACUGAGGAACUGUCUUAAUAAAACGAUCACUGCAUCCGUCUGUAAUGCAGCAUGCGAUGAGGGCAGUCAUUCAGAAAUGAUACUUAAUGGGUGAUGAUUUUUACAAAUUAAGUCAAGAAUCACGCCCUUGACCCCGGAGCAGUCUUCACACCUGGCAGACCUGAGGUGUGUUCUUUGGUCCUCGGCCUCUAUCUGCUCACACAGCCAGUCAGUCCUACAUCUCUGCUGAGUAGGAGGAAAGAAUCCUAAAUGUAAUGGAGCGGUGCAUGUCGUGUGUUGUUUGGGUAGUUAGGAAACAUUGGGGGGUAAAGUGCAAUACAGUAGAAAUGUCUUUCACCAGAAGUGUUCAUCAUCAUUUCAACAGAGCACAGAGCUGCUUUCUCCUGCAGGUCUUAACCAAUCAUACACUUUAAACAUCUUUGCAUCAUUAAAAAAAAAUUUAAAAGAAAGAUCGGAGGUGAUCUGAAGGUGAAGACUCACUUUUAAACAUCAUUCUUGUGUUGUGAGCAGCUUGGACUUCGUCUGUUAUUAAAAACUCCAAGCUGUUGUUGUCACCAGCACUUCCUGUAGAUGCUCUGAAAACUGAGCAUCGCCCAAACUGAUCCAUUCCUGUUCAAAGCUUAUUUUAGCCAUUCAAUGUGUACAGUUUAAAUUAUACAGAUCAUAGAGUGGAUUUUCCAUUUAAAGCAAGACUAUAUAGCUUGUGCUUGAUGACAGCCACUGCAGCUUCUCAGGAGUUAUGGGAUAAAGAUAAAUGCUGUAGCUGUAUUUGCCUGAAGUUUGCUAACACUAGCAUUCAGCUAGUAUUUAGCAUUUGCCAAUUUUCUUAGCCUUUAGCUUAACACUAACUAAAUGCUAGUCUUUAACAUCAAGUUGAACACAAAAUUAGCAUUUAGCAUCAAAAGCUAAGAUAACAGUAGCUGUCAUUAUCCUUCAUGUGCUACUAGUCAAACCAGACAUGCCAACAUGUUUCGUUGGUUUCAAGUUCAGCGUUUGAUUCAUAAGAGAAACGGCGUUAAAGUUCCACUUUCUGCUUUAAAGAUGCUUUUAGCGAAACCAGAGUUUCUUUGAGCCGAUGAAUCAGAACCAUGGUCUGUUGAUAUCGGAGUCAUGGAACGGCCUGGUGGUUGUCAUUCUUACUGUUGACCUGUACAUGACACACACAUGCACAAACACACCUCUGCUCAGUGUGUUCCAAGAGCAGAAUGACUGUGUUAUACUGGUUAUUUAUUGUAAUAUACUGUUUAUUUAUGUAUUUUUGAGGUGACAGAAGAUCAUGUGCCAUGUUCAGAGGUUCAACAAUGUCGACGUGCAUUCUCGAUAAAGAAACUUGUCUUUGGUUUGAAGCUGUGAUGCUGGAAUGUAAAAGUUCUUGUUGUUACGUUUAGUGGCCAGUUGAGGGCAGCAUAAGAUAAAGUCAGCAAGUCUCAUCUGUCCUCUGCUGUCAUGGACAGGAAACCAACAGGAAGGUGUAUUCAGUGUUCUAUUGGCUGUCGUCAUGACUGUAAAGUUACGUUUUUUAAAGCAUUGUUGUUUAAAACCUGUUUGCAUGUUAAAAUAAAAGACACAAAGUUCACAAUGCAAGAGAGACACGGCGAAGGCUUUGUACUAUUGUAAUAUUGUUGAUGUGUAAAUAUAUGCCCAUGUUUGGUAUGUUAUUAUUUAUCAGUUGUAAAUGAAACAAAAAAAUGAGUCACCCACGAAGCAAUACGUCUCCCCUCGUGACCCUCAACCUCCUGACAGCUGAAGCCACAUGUCUUUUCUAAAGCUGCGUUUUAUUAUGUCAAAUAUGACUGAACUGAAUAAAUUAUAGGUUUUCUGUGACA